Anolis carolinensis (green anole) is the source of this 3244-nucleotide messenger RNA. RefSeq names its product calmodulin like 6 (gene calml6). The record is from RefSeq and is a predicted model, not a curated record. Bases 2525 to 2995 code for a protein of 156 amino acids. Gene Ontology annotation, molecular function: calcium ion binding. The transcript is spliced from 5 exons. Lineage: Eukaryota; Metazoa; Chordata; Lepidosauria; Squamata; Anolidae. Gene Ontology annotation, cellular component: myosin II complex.
GAAGUCCAUGUCUCCGGGACAGCAGAAGUCCAAGUCUCCGGGACAGCAGAAGUCCAUGUCUCCGGGACAGCAGAAGUCCAAGUCUCCGGGACAGCAGAAGUCCAUGUCUCCGGGACGGCAGAAGUCCAAGUCUCUGGGACGGCAGAAGUCCAAGUCUCUGGGACGGCAGAAGUCCAUGUCUCCGGGACAGCAGAAGUCCAUGUCUCUGGGAUGGCAAAAGUCCAAGUCUCCGGGACGGCAGAAGUCCAAAUCUCUGGGACGGCAGAAGUCCAAGUCUCCGGGACAGCAGAAGUCCAUGUCUCUGGGAUGGCAAAAGUCCAAGUCUCCGGGACGGCAGAAGUCCAAAUCUCCGGGACAGCGAAAGUCCAAGUCUCUGGGACGGCAGAAGUCUGGGUCUCCAGGACAGCAGAAGUCAGAGUCUCCAGGACUUUCAAACACUUAAUUGCUGUCAUGUCUCCUCUCGGCCUUCUCUUCUGCAGGUUAUACAAAGCCAAGCAGACUCUGGAAGCCUGGGCUUUGCUCCUUCCCGAUAUCAUUGCAUUUCAGAGGAAAACGGGGCCGAUUUGUGCUAUUUUCCCACCCAAAUUAGCACCGGAGCCGAGGCCGAGCCAACGUGGCCCCCUUGGCGGUGGCUUUCUUGCCCACGUUGCAUCCUCGGCAUGCCUUCCCUUUGGACCGAGCAGGGCUGGACGAAUAGCUCGCAACCCCCGGGACAAGAUUCGAAAUAUAUUUGCUCCCCUUAUUUGGAGCGCGGCUCAAAAAGAGCGGGCUCUUGGGAACGGAGAUCUCCUUGGCAGGAGGAGAAACCUUGACAGGUGCUCCGCCGUAUCAAUUAUUUUUCCCUCCCCGAAGAAUUUUGGAACAGAAUCAAAAUGUUUUAAAGAGUUAAAACAGUUUAAACAUGCACACGUUUGACACAGUUCAACUGCUGUAUUAUUAUUGUUGUUGUUGUUGUUAUUAUAUUAUCCUCCACUAUCUGGUGAAUUCUUCCUCACUUAUAACUUAUCUUAUUCAAUAUAUUACCCUUCCCAGGGCACUCAAGCAAAAGCAAACUGCUGGAUUAUUAUUAUUAUUAUUAUUAUUAUUAUUAUUAUUAUUAUUAUUAUCCUCUGCUAUCUGUUGAAUUCUUCCUCACUUAUAACUUAUAUUAUUCAAUAUAUUACCCUUCCCAGGGCACUUGAGCAAAAGCAAACUGCAUUAUUAUUAUUAUUAUUAUUAUUAUUAUUAUUAUUAUUAUUAUUAUUAUUAUUAUUAUUACAGUAUUAUUAUCAUUAUCAUUAUUAUUAUCAUCCUCUUCCGAUAUCUGGUGAAUUCUUCCUCACUUAUAACUUAUAUUAUUCAAUAUAUUACCCUUCCCAGGGCACUUGAGCAAAAGCAAACUGCUGUAGUAUUAUUAUUAUUAUUAUUAUUAUUAUUAUCAUCAUCCUCUUCCGCUAUCUGGUGAAUUCUUCCUCACUUAUAACUUAUAUUAUUCAAUAUAUUACCCUUCCCAGGGCACUUGAGCAAAAGCAAACUGCUGGAUUAUUAUUAUUAUUAUUAUCAUUAUUAUUAUCAUCCUCUUCCGCUAUCUGGUGAAUUCUUCCUCACUUAUAACUUAUAUUAUUCAAUAUAUUACCCUUCCCAGGGCACUUGAGCAAAAGCAAACUGCUGGAUUAUUAUUAUUAUUAUUAUUAUCAUUAUUAUUAUCAUCCUCUUCCGCUAUCUGGUGAAUUCUUCCUCACUUAUAACUUAUAUUAUUCAAUAUAUUACCCUUCCCAGGGCACUUGAGCAAAAGCAAACUGCUGUAUUAUUAUUAUUAUUAUUAUUAUCAUUAUCAUUAUUAUUAUCAUCCUCUUCCGCUAUCUGGUGAAUUCUUCCUCACUUAUAACUUUCUUCAUCUUGACCUCAGUCUGAUGUUACCUAGCCACAAUUAGGUGUCUACGGACAACGCCAGUUUGUAACUGUUGCUGUUCUGCUGCUGGAGAACUGAUUGGUUUGUAACUGUGGCUGUCCUGCUGCUGGAGAACCAGUUUGAACAAGUUUCUCUCUGUGUGUAUUUGUAUGACCUUGGAGGUGUCUACGGACAACGCCAGUUUGUAACUGUUGCUGUUCUGCUGCUGGAGAACUGAUUGGUUUGUAACUGUGGCUGUCCUGCUGCUGGAGAACCAGUUUGAACAGGUUUCUCUCUGUGUGUAUUUGUAUGACCUUGGAGGUGUCUAUGGACAAUGCUGGCUCUUCGGCUUAGAAAUGGAGAUGAGCACCAACCCCAGAGUCGGACACGACUGGACAACUGACCAUUUCGGUUGCACGGUCAGCCUCCAAGCAGUGCGACGUCUUGAGCUAGUCCUUUGGAGGCAAGAACUCUCCCGAAAUAAGGCUCUCCCGUUCUGUUUCCAUAAAAGGUGGCCAAGAUCCUCGUUCCCCUGAGGUUUCUCCUCGAGUGCUGAGCUUUCUCUUUCCAGAAGUAAAAGCGAGUGUCUCCACUCCCUUCCCUAUCCUUUGCCCACCAGCAAGACCAGGGUGAGCGUCUCCAAAAGCCGGGAAAAUGACAGAGACGUUGACGCCAGCGCAGGUCACCGAGUACAAGGGCAUCUUUGAGAUGUUUGACGAGGAGGGGAACGGCUUGGUGAAAACGUCCGAGCUGGAGCGGCUCAUGAGCCUGAUCGGCAUCAACCCGACCAAGAGAGAGCUGGCCACGAUGGCCAAGGAUGUGGACAAAGACAAUAAAGGCACCUUCAACUGCGAUGGCUUCCUCGUCCUGAUGGGAAUCUACCACGAAAAGUCCAAGAACCAAGACGAAGAGUUGAGGGCGGCCUUCAAAGUCUUCGACCAAGAACACAAAGGCUACAUUGAGUGGAACACCCUGAAAUAUGUGCUGACAAAUGCUGGCGAGCCAUUGGAUGAACACGAAGCGGAGCUCAUGAUGAAAGAAGCAGACAAAGACGGGGACGGGACCAUUGAUUACGAAGAAUUCGUGGCCAUGAUGACGGGUGAAUCUUUCAAACUGACCCAAUAAAGCUCGCUGGAAGAAAGGAACGAUCGGGAACGAUUCUCUUGAUGCCUUGCCCCGUUUUUCCUUCUUGAAAUGUAAAUGCGCAAAUUAGGUCACCUUUUUCCGGGCCGAGAUGUAAUAAAAAUAAUGCUCUCCAAGGCAGAGUCAGCAAAGAGGAGCGACGUCUUGCGACCGCAAUGUCACGCGUGCUCUUACAAGUAGUUUUUUUUUCAAAAAAUUUAAAAUAAAACAAGUUAUUUUUUAAAAGUCAUA